Molecule: messenger RNA, 4683 nt
Organism: Ostrea edulis (European flat oyster)
Lineage: Eukaryota; Metazoa; Mollusca; Bivalvia; Ostreida; Ostreidae
Product: E3 ubiquitin-protein ligase TRIM33-like
Exons: 9
Coding region: 605-3505 (966 amino acids)
Molecular function (GO): protein binding; zinc ion binding
Source: RefSeq, a predicted model, not a curated record
UAUUAAUGCUGUCCGCAUGUCCAGGCCUGUUCUUACAGAGAAGUGGACAGGCACAUAUGUAAGCUAGCUAUGGCAUGGACGCUAUGUGGUAUUGAUCAGUAUCACGUGAUAUUGUUCGACCAUGGCGUGCAUGGUGUGUGCGCAUACCACAUGUGACAUAAUAUUAUCCCUUGAAUUACCACAUGGAAUAAAUCUUUGCGGAAAUCAACUAUUUCAACGCCGUGAUUCAUCAUGUAUUUAAGCAAAUGAAUCAUCCUUGUCUAUGUCACGUGAUACAUGCGUACACGUAUGAUUCAUACAAUGACGUCAUUCAUUUUCAACCACUGAUUCUUGUGCCACUGGUAAUUUGAAUUAAAAGUAUGCCACUCACAGCAAGUUUAGGAAUAUUUUGUUAAAGACUGAUCGAUAUUUAACUAAUGAUGGGUCUAAUCCAUAUAUACUGAGAUCCGCCUCAGUGACACCACCUCACUAUAUUUUGCACUUCCUGUUGAUCAGAUCGAGGUUUGCUCAUGGCGGUAGGUUUGGAGGUACAUCGAAAUGAUCGUUGGCAAAGCUGUGAAUUUACGCAUUUUCCACUAGGAUAUUGCUCUGAAAAUUAAUGUAAAUGGCUGAAGCAAGUCCAAGCAUCGUUGAAAACAGCAAUUUGCAAAUUUGUGUUUUGUGCACAUCGGAAUUAAAAGACAAGAGUCCGAAACUAUUGUCAUGUUUACAUACUUUGUGUGAAAACUGCUUGAAUUCACUUUUCCAAGUGCAGAUUCAACAAAAGCGUCCUAACGAGGAAAGCGACGACACAACUUCAGACGAAAAAGGAGACAGUACCGUGUCAGAAAACUGUUCCAUUUUGUGUCCAGCAUGCAAUGCCACUGUUGAAAAGUCCAUGGUUUUAGAUAAUCUCUUUGUUCAAAGUUCACCUAUCGUAAUUGAAGAUGAAGAGGAAAAGGAGGAGGAAAGCCACAUUUGUACAGCAUGUGAUGAAAAGCAGGAGGCAACUUCAUUUUGUGCAGAGUGUAAAGAAUGGUUGUGUGAUCAAUGUGUUAUAGCUCAUAAAAGAGUACGCAUUACUAAAGACCACACAAUUCAAUCAAAAGAAGAGGCAAAGAAGAUUGAGGAUGAUGCUAAUUCUACACCUCAGAAAAUUAUGUUCUGUAUUGUUCACAGAAACGAGCAAUUAAAACUGUUUUGUGAGACCUGUGAUAAAUUAACUUGUAGAGAUUGUCAGCUUGAAGAACAUAAAGACCACAAGUAUCAAUUUUUGUCAGAAGCUAUCAGAAAUCAAAGAGAGAACUUGCAGAAUGCAGUUGUGAAAUUGAAACAAAAACUUGGAAAUUACCAUCAAGCUGAUAAAAUUCUGACAGCAAAGAAUAAUGAACUGAAAUCAAAACUCAAUGAUGUUUGUCAAAAUAUGAGAGAUGUAGCAGAUAUCAUAACCAAGGAAGUCAACAAACACACUGACAAUCUUAUUCAGUAUCUUGAAAAGUAUGUAAAUGGUAAAACAAGUGUUAUAUCGGACAAACAGCGUUUGGUAAAGGAAGCAUUGGACAAAAUGAGACACACAAUUGAAUUUGUAGAGAAUGCCCUAACUGUUGGUGACGAUACAUCAAUACUUUAUGCCAAAGGUGUGAUGAUGAAAACCUUGCGUAUACUUGCAAACAAUGGAAUCCCUUUCCAUCCAAGUAUUCUCAAUUAUUCCAUAUCUUAUGAACAUGAAAAGGAUUUCAUCUUGAAAAAUGUCAACAAAGCUGGUACACUGGUGAUAGAUAACAGCAAGUAUCCACCAGCACCAGGGCAAAGACCAGCUCCCACUCCCCAACAGGGACAAGUAAGAGCUAGCCAACCAAAUGCUUACCCACAGCACCAUAGUGUGAUGCCGAAUCGCACAACAAAUGCCAGUGGUUAUUACCCCAGUAGAAAUUCUGUACCACCUCGCAUUCAGCAGAGGUUUCCACACCUCUCAACUGACCAGCAGAGAGACCUGACACAGAAACUAUACAAUGUCAUGUGGAAUCAGCAACCAGGGCCAGAAACAGGUUCAGGGGCUGCAACCUAUCAGCACCAGGUCCCAUCCACCCACAUGCCUGUUAUUGACCAAUCUGUGAGGAACUUAACAAAUCUGGUGAAUGGUGUACCCCAACAGAGACCUGUGCUAAAUGCUCGAUACCAACACCCAGCAGCUGCGUCUAUGAUGCAGCCGAGAGUGAACGCCCCCAGGCUACUUAUGCCUGAACAAAGAGUGGGCAUGCAGUUGCCCACUAAUAGUUCACAUAGCACUAUGCAUCCGAGCUCUGCAAGCCAUAUAAGUGGAAUGGUACGGCCAAAUUCAUCUGUAGGGGACCCCACACGAUCUGCAAUCAGUCCUAGCUCUGCAGCAGAUAGAAUUAUAACUGGAAGAGCAACACAAGGCCAAACAUCGGGUAAAUCUUGGAAUUUUGUUGACAUGGGUUCCCGUUUUCAACAACCAGCAUUUGUUUCGUACGUUGACCAGGGCUCAUCAGGGCCUCAGGCAGCAUCCAAUCAAGCCAAGACACCCAGUCCUGCGGGAGCAGGAGUUGCUGGGUCCCCAAAUACUCAGACAAGACUAGACUCACCAUCUACCUAUACUGGAAGCCAUGUAAAGUCAGAAAACAAACAAUUGUCCUCCUGCCAGUUUUCAUCAUCUCCCAAUGAAACUACGACUUUGCUAGAGAAGCAUCUGGCACCUGGCCCUCCUCCCCAAUCCACUCCACCUCCUCCACCCCCUUUGAUCCAUGCCAACCAGUUACACAACCAGAGUCCAUCACAAGGGAAGCAGAUUUCUGUGAGCAAGGAUGAUGAUCCUAAUGAAGAUUACUGUGCCGUCUGUCAGAAUGGGGGAGAUCUCCUGUGUUGUGACAAGUGCCCUAAAGUAUUUCAUCUUAAGUGUCACAUUCCUGAACUCAAAGAAUUUCCAAGUGAGGAAUGGCAGUGUACUUUAUGUGCAAAAACUGAUGACAUGGUGUUGUCUGAGAUAGAGAAAAAGGAUCUCACUAUGGGUCCAGGGAAGCGGAAAGCCCCUUCAGGACUCACAGAGAAAGAACUCAAGGCCUGUGAACGGAUUUUACUGGAAUUAUAUACCAACAAAGACAGUGUGGUAUUCCAUGAGCCUGUCAGUAAAUUGGUUCCCAACUACUAUAAAAUCAUUACUAGGCCUAUAGAUUUCUCCAAGAUCCGAGCCAAAAUACAAAGACAGAACUUCAACCAUUACAAUACUGUAGAGGAGUUUCUUUCUGAUUGUAAACUGGUCUUCAAGAAUUGUUUGACUUACAAUGCGAUUGGAACUCCAAUAUAUGAUCAGGGCAAAAUGCUUGAUGAAGAAUUUGAUCGUCUCGUGCAGCAAUUUUUGCCAUGCUAUAUGGAUAUUCUCGAUGAUCUGGACACUAGAACAGACACUCCUGUUAGUGAUGCUUCAGAUGGCGGACCUGGAGAAAAGAAAAAGAAGAAACGAUUCGAGGACGACCCAGGAACGGGUCCCCCCGUUCACAUCCACUGAUGUUAGGGGACAUAGAGUUGUUAUGAUUAGUCUAAAACUGUUAUUUGUGUCUAUGUAUGAACAGUGACAGAAUUUGUUCCAUAACUAAUAUGAUUUUAAAAAUGCCCACUUCUGAUUUCCACAUUAAAAUGCACAGCAUUAAUGACAUGGACAUAUUGUUUGAAGACAACUAUUUUUCUACUUACUAGUAUCAGUUUGUAGCUGUAGCCUUGUAACUUCGAUGUUGUUUGUCAAUAUGUCAUAUUUUACACAAUUGUAUAUACAAUAUAGAAAGAAUUUUUAAGUUAUUGUAUAUUUUGAUGAUAUUGGGUAUUCUUUUGGUUGGAUUACAUAAACAUUCUACCAAUUGCAGUGUUUAAUUUAAGCUUGUGGUUAAGAUGGGUAGAAUCAUUUCAGAUUUUCAUAUUAAAAAUUUGUUCAGUCACAGUUACGGUUUUCUCACAUUGAAUGUAUCCACAGCAUUUUGAUUUUAAUAUUUGUGGUACAGUAAGACAACUUGCCACUUUUUCACACCUUCUGACGGCACUGGAUAACAUCACAGGUUUCCAGAAUGCCACUUUUUCACACCUUUUGACGGCACUGGACAACUUCACAGGUUUCCAGAAUGCCACUUUUUCACACCUUCUGGCGGUACUGGACAACAUCACGGAUUUCCAGAAUGUUGCUUUAAUCUUAUUACUCUGUGGCACAUUGAGUUCAUAUUUACAUGUUGAUAUGAAUGAUGAAAACUAUGUCAGAUGCUUUUUAAAAAAGAAUCUAAUAAUAAGGCAAUAAAGGCAUGAAGCUAAUGCUUAACUAUACAAUAUGAUAUGAAGUGGUUUGGAGCAGAUUACGAUUUCUCAAAGAUCAUUUGGCGAAUUACAUAGUGUAAUCUUAUAUUGUAUACUGUAAUAGUUAUAGCUGCAGUACUUAAAUACAUCAAUUAUGUUUAUAGCAGUUCAAUUCUCGACAUUUCAUGGAUCAUACAGUGCUAGGCCUUGUUUUUGUCUGGUCGGUGCUGAGUUUACAUUUGCUGUUUGGUAUGGUGAAAUUUAAUGAAAAAAAAAAUGAUAUUUUAUUAAACAUGUAAUUUUAAUUAGUUGCUAAAUUCUUUUGGGUAUUAUGAUUUUAAUGCUACUCAAUCUUUGUGUGUUCCAUUAUAGGGAAAUGAUCCUAAUUAAAAGUGCAAUUGAUUUAUA